AUGGGCGACGACUUUGAGCAACACCCUUCGGAUAUGACCAAAGCUAUCAUAAUGAGGAUGCAUCCGGCAUCUACGCGGCAAUUGUUUCACUUCGCUAAGUUUACUCAAACAGGAGUUCUAACCUCUUGGGAGGACGGUUUGGAGGGACGAGUAAGACCUUACAAUUUGACUAAUAUUAGAACACCUGUGUCUAUCUGGUACGGAGAGAACGACCAGCUCACGGAAAAGUCUCAAAUCCUACGUCUUGCCAGCGCGUUGAAUGAGACCGGCACUUUACACUCCGUGACACCAGUGGCUUGGAACAAGUUCAACCAUUUAGAUUUUGUGUUUGCCAAGGACGUAGGGAAGAUACUGAACGUACCACUAGUAGCUCAUGUUAAGGAACUAUUCGAUGAAUACGAUAAAGAAUGA
Diatraea saccharalis (sugarcane borer) is the source of this 411-nucleotide messenger RNA. NCBI's taxonomy places the organism in Eukaryota, Metazoa, Arthropoda, Insecta, Lepidoptera, Crambidae. The record is from the annotation of a GenBank genome assembly.